Molecule: messenger RNA, 1212 nt
Organism: Penicillium longicatenatum
Lineage: Eukaryota; Fungi; Ascomycota; Eurotiomycetes; Eurotiales; Aspergillaceae
Product: type III polyketide synthase
Exons: 2
Coding region: 1-1212 (403 amino acids)
Biological process (GO): polyketide biosynthetic process
Molecular function (GO): acyltransferase activity, transferring groups other than amino-acyl groups
Source: RefSeq, a predicted model, not a curated record
AUGGGCGGUAUAUUCUCAAAUUUAACAAGAAAUGGCUCGGCUCCAACUUCAGCCUCACGUCCUCCCUCACCCCCUGCCCCAGAUACAAAUGAGAUAACAAUCACUGGUUUAGCCACCGAAUGGCCCUCCAAAACAGCUACCGGGGAAGAUCUCCGAGAGUUUGCGCACAGUUUAUAUCCCGCAGAAGCACCAUGGCUUCAAAAACUCCUCAAACUCAAUGAGCAAACCGGAAUUGAGACCAGGUCUGUAGUGGACCUCUUUUCAGACCCUCGAUGGCGCCGGAAGGAUCCCCCCAAGGCUGAAGAAAUCGAUGCCGCCUGGCGACAAUACGGAGUACAGAUUGCCAAGAAAGCCGCACAAAAGGCUUUGUUGGAUAGUGAGAUUCAGGUGAGCGACAUCACACACAUCGUCGCGGUCACUGCCACCAAUGGCGGGAGCCCGGGCUAUGAUCAAAUUGUCGCUCGCGAGCUCGGGAUUUCGGCGACGACGGAACGGCUGUUGAUAGGUGGCGUUGGAUGUGCUGGAGGUUUGGCUGCCUUGAGGAUGGCUUCGAAUCUUGCCAGGGCAGCUACUAGCCAAGGUCGACCGGCUAGAAUUUUGGUGCUGGCGUGUGAAAUUUGCAGUCUCUUCAUCUGUUCGGAACUCCACGCGGCGUCAAUUGGACAGAGUAUGGGGAUUGCGGUUGCUCUGUUUGGUGAUGGAGCAGCUGCGAUGGUUGUUUGCAAUGCGGAUGGUAUGAGCCGGGAAGAUAAUGAGAAGAGUCUCCCAAGACGAUUUUCGAUUGUUGAUUCACGUUCUUUUAUCACGCCUGGGACUCAUGAAGAGAUGGAGGACAGGGUCACCAGUACUGGCUUUAAACUUGUGUUGUCAAAGAACGUCCCAAGGCUGACUUCCGCAUCGCUUUCGCGCCCGUUUGAGAGCCUGAUCAUGGAAAAUGGAAUGUCUGGUGCUUCAACAACGGAUUUUGAUUGGGCGAUCCAUCCGGGUGGAUUGUCUAUUAUCAAAGGAGCCCAGGCGGUGAUGGGGCUUCCGGAUGAGCUGGUGGCGGCAAGUAAUGAGAUCUACAGAACUCGUGGCAACACAUCUAGCGUUGCUGUUUUGGCUGUUCUGGAGAAGUUAAGGACAUUUGAGAUGAAGAAGCAGGACGUCAUUGCCUCAAGCUUUGGACCAGGUCUUACAACUGAGAUGAUGCUGUUAAAACGAUGGCAAUGA